AUGUCAGAACAGCCGGUGCUCAGCCACGUUUCGUCGAAUCUGUCAACAAUGUCCAACAGUACUCAUCCAAAACUAUCGUUAUCUGACUCCGAGGCCUCUUGGACGGCAUCACUACUUUGUUUUGGAGCAGUGUGUGGAGCAAUACCAACGGGGUUGAUCUCUCAAUAUUUCGGACGGAAGAAGACCUUAUUGUAUCUGGCACUUCCACUUGUGGUUUCCUGGCUAAUGGUUGCUUCCAGGUGAGUUCUGAUGUCUAUGGAUGGAAUAUUUUGAACCUUUUUAAUAAUUUUGCUAAAAUUAUCUCCGUGAUUAUCUGUGCAACAGAGCCAAUGUCAAGUUCUUCCAUCGUUGCAUCAUAAAUUAUCAAAAUGGUUUUCUUGUAAGUAAUAAGUAUUAAAGAACUUAUUACUUAAAAGAAAUAAAGAAGGACUUCUUGUCGUGAAAUUAGGCAGCGGAACCUCUAACAUAAAGCUAUAUCCCAACGUCUAUGGCUUGUAUGUGGGUCGUUUCGUUGGUGGUCUGUCGGUCGGAGCAUUCAGCGUUGGGAUUCCACCUUAUGUGGAAGACAUAUCAGAAAAGCAGCUGCUGCCUACACUAGCAAAUUUCUACCAUGUGCAUCUCGCGUGUGGCGUUCUUUUUGGCUAUGUUGUUGGUAAGGACAAAAUAUUUUACAUUUAGUACGAAUCUUAUUUUAUUAAGAUUCUUACAUAUACAUACCACAGCUUUCUAAUGUAACAUUUUUUUUUCGCUUUCACAAAAUAGUAACAAAUAAAUUUAAUAACGCGUUAAUCAGACAAAACUCAAACAAACAAUUUGAGAAAUUCAUUUAUUUAACUUAUUUCAUAUCGUAUCUCUGCAAAUUGAAGAAUAAAUUAAACGAGCAGUGAAAUUAUUUUCCAUUAAAUUAAUUAUAGCGAAAAACUAUUUUGAACAUUAUUUAUGCGCAUUUUAAAAUAACGCUGUGUCAUACAGGAGAAGGUGAAAUUAUUAUGACGUAUUAGAAUGACUAUAUAUUAUUUUUUUAAGUAAUAACUAGGAUAAAAAUAAAAUAUUCGUAGUAAGAUUAAUAACAGAAAAUGAAAAAGUUUUCCAAGAACGGUAGGUAGUGAUGCCAAAAUAUAAAUUCCACACAAUAACAUAUUAUUAUCUGGGGCUUGCUUGCGAUAUUUUUUGUAUGUUUAUCUUAAUAGCUGACUUCAAAAAAGAGAAAGUUCACAAUUCGACUAUUUUUUUAAACAACUUAUAAGGUUAAUUUAUUGUUACAGGUAUGGUAUCAAGUACAGUGUGGCUCUCUUUCUUAUGCGCCAGCAUACCAGUAGCCUAUUUCAUCGCGUUCAUAUUUCUUCCCGAGUCACCAGCCUAUCUCAUGUCACAAGGAAAAUACAACGAGGCUAAAACUGCUUUGAGAUAUUUCCGUGGUAUAGACAACAAUAUAGAUGCAGAAAUCAAGGAACUAAAGGAACAUAUGCGGAAUUAUACAAAACACAAAAUCACCUUCCGCCAAUUAUUUAGUACUAAGGCAACAGUGAAAGCUCUCAUCGUUUCUUUCGGACUUAUGGUCUUCCAGCAGAUGAGUGGUAUAUAUCCCGUUAUAUUCUAUGCUCAAUACAUUUUCCAAAUGUUCUUGGUUUCACAAAAUUUACCGGGUGCUGCCAUCAUUCUCGGUUUUUGUCUCGUAUCAUCUACGUACUUUUCAACGAUGCUUCUUAAAACUGUGAGGCGAAGAGUUUUACUAAUGCUAUCGUUUUCAUCAAUGGCUUUAAGCUUAGGUUGUUCUGUGAUAUACUACCAUUUGCAGACGUCAAUACAGUAUGAAAAUGGAACUUGGAUACCGCUCUUCACGCUGUCAAUGUUUGUAAGCGUAUAUGCAGCAGGGGUUGGACCAAUUCCUUGGUUGAUGUUGAGAGAAAUAUUUCCAAGCAAUGCAACGAGACGAGCCACGGCUAUUGCUGCUGGCUUCCAUUGGUUUCUCGCUUUUGCAGUGACAAAGAUGUUUCAACAUUUGGUUAAGAAGAUUGGCUUGGGUUGGGCACUUUGGUAUUUUGCCUCUAUAUGUAUCGUCGGUUUUAUAUUUGUAUACUUCUUCGUGCCUGAGACUAAGGGACGGACGCUAGAAGAAAUACAGAAUGAAUUCGACGGUAUUCAUAAGAAGAGGAAGCACAGACAUGUGAUCGAAGUAGAAAGUGUGUCAGAAACGUGAUACCGUCUAUUAAUAUAUCUAGUGUGAUUUGAAUCAAAAUACUAUAAUAACAGUAUUUUGUUUGGUUUUAGAUUAAAUUCGUUUAAAGAAUAUUCCAAAUUUUCUUUUGAGUAUAUUUUUCUUAUAGUAUUUCGUUUUGAUCUUUUAUGUCGCGAAGUAACUUCUUGGAAUAUUCAGAAGCUUUGUCUUUGCCGUACUUUCAUUAUUUUUUGUGAAUUAAUCAAAAAUCUUAAGAUGUCAUAGCUCAAUAUUGUUUAGAUAGCAUAAUUGGGUUUAUAUUUGUAAUUUAUUUAUUUACAUGACCUUAAAGAUAUAAUUGCUAAAAAAAAAAACAAAUAGCAAAAUGAAUAAAAUAAGCAUGUAAGAAAUUUUUCUGUUUUCCGCUUUUUGUAUUCGAAUGAAGAAGGCACAAUAAUAAAUUAUAGAAGCCAAAACUUGUCAAAUUAAUUUAAGUUUGCUUAUCCAAAUAUAUUAUGUUUCAAAGCAAAUUAAUAUAAUAAAUUUGUCUUUGUAAAGUGGGUGAUGGACGUACGAACUUUAUGUACGCGAUUUUUUAGAUUGACACACAUUAACGGAAGAAGCUUUGUUUUUUUAAGAAUUAUAUCAUAUUACAUCUUAAAAAUUAAUAAAGCAAGACCAAAUCCAAAAAUGAGGGUAAAGAACUGGCUUACGAAAAGAGAGCGUUUUUAAUAUAUGAAUUUAGUAAGAGAGUUAAGUGAUGAGAAGGAAGAUUUCCACAAUUAAAAAUAAGUAAUAAAUAAAUUAAUACUUAAAAUAACUUAAAUAAGAUCAAACAUAAAACAACAACCGUUUUGCCUUCAUGGACUAACACGGAAACAAAGUGUUAGUUCGCGGCUCGCAGCGCUGCCACACGCAUGAGUCGAGACAAGCUGUGAGUAAGAUUUCAAACCGUUUGGAUCGUCGGCAAACCUGCGCGGCAAUUUUAAAGUACGCGUACUUAAGAUGACACACAAGCGAGAAAGGUCGUCGAGCCACAAGUUCGCGUACUUAUUCGCACGUUUAUCACCCACUUAAAUUCUUAAACAUGUUUUAGCUUUUUAAUUAUAAGUUGUAAGUUAGUUAACAUUUCAAUUGACUUUCCGGAAUUUGGUGUUUCACUACUUUCUAUCAUUAUUUAAUUUUAUGUUUAUGAAUGAAUAGCUAUAUGAUUUUGAUUCAAAUCUGAAUAUGUUGUAGUGAUAAGCUAGUCGAUAUCUUUAAUUAUAUGUAGUUUUAGAUUACUAGGGGAGUUAAGACGAAUGACCAAGUGUUAAAUUAUGUAUUUAUUUUACUGUGUGAGAUUAAAUUUUACAAAUCCUUUUCAAUAACCUUUUAAUUUCCAAUAUCAUCAAGUAUUCUUCUAUAGUCUUGUGUAGGUAAUAUUGACAAUGGGACAACAGAUGGGACUAAAACACGCCCGUUAAUAAAAGAAAUUACAUAAAGAUACAAUAUAUUGUUGAGAAACACAAUAUAAAAUUUAGACAAAAAAAAAACAGCUAAACUGAUUAGAAAUUAUGCAGCACUUACCCAAUACGGGGAUAUCACUUCGAAUACAUUAUUAUCCUUUAAAAAAAAACAAAGUUACUAGUACGUUGAUAAUGUUACGUUCGCGACGGCAGCGGCCGAAAAAUCUCAAUAUUCAAGGACUACAUAUUGA
Molecule: messenger RNA, 3857 nt
Organism: Diatraea saccharalis (sugarcane borer)
Lineage: Eukaryota; Metazoa; Arthropoda; Insecta; Lepidoptera; Crambidae
Source: the annotation of a GenBank genome assembly